GUGUGUUUGAUGUGUGGAUGCAAUUGAAUGUAAUUUAAUCGUUGAUUCAAUUAUUGUGACCAAAAUGUUACAUUUGAAGAGCGAUUUGAUUAGAUUUUGGAAGUAUGAAGAGGCGGACGACACGAUCGAAGGCGAGACGGAGGAGUCGAGUGAGAAGAUAAAGCAUCAAAAGGGACGCAAACCUAAGCGAAAAGCGCACAAAGCGUUGUCCACUGACGACAGUCUG
Messenger RNA from Oppiella nova, 226 nucleotides. NCBI's taxonomy places the organism in Eukaryota, Metazoa, Arthropoda, Arachnida, Sarcoptiformes, Oppiidae. The record is from the annotation of a GenBank genome assembly.